This is a messenger RNA of Nyctereutes procyonoides (raccoon dog), 1935 nucleotides long. It is a transcript of the gene SPPL2A, whose product is annotated as signal peptide peptidase like 2A. Lineage: Eukaryota; Metazoa; Chordata; Mammalia; Carnivora; Canidae. Gene Ontology annotation, cellular component: Golgi-associated vesicle membrane; cytoplasmic side of endoplasmic reticulum membrane; lumenal side of endoplasmic reticulum membrane. Gene Ontology annotation, biological process: membrane protein proteolysis. Bases 134 to 1708 code for a protein of 524 amino acids. The transcript has 15 exons. The record is from RefSeq and is a predicted model, not a curated record. Gene Ontology annotation, molecular function: aspartic endopeptidase activity, intramembrane cleaving.
CCCGGCAGGAGCGGCGGCCCCCGCCCACCCCCGCCGUCCGCGCCCGUCCGGCCCGGCCACGGAGGCAGCGCCGCGGCGGGACCGGAGCCCGUGCCCGCCGAGAAGCGCCGCGCCGCCGGGCGCCAGCAGUGCGAUGGGGCCGCAGCGGCCGCCGCUCACGGCCGCGACCGCCCUGCUCUGGGGCUUCCUGCUCCCGCUGACAGCUGCUCAGGAAGCAAUCCUGCAUGCGUCUGGAAAUGGCAAACUUUUACCAUCUAAGGACUACUGCAUGCUUUAUAACCCUCAGUGGACAUCUCUUCCGAAUACUCUAGAAAAUGCAACUUCUGUCAGUUUGAUGAAUCUGACUACCACACCACUAUGCAACCUUUCUGAUAUUCCGCCCGAUGGAAUAAAGAGCAAAGCUGUUGUGGUAAAGUGGGGAACCUGCCAUAUUCUUGAAAAAGCCAGAAUUGCACAAACUGGAGGUGCUGAAGCAUUGUUGGUUGCCAAUAACAGUGUCCUAUUUCCACCCUCAGGGAACAAAUCUGAAUUUCAUGAUGUGAAAAUACUGAUUGCAUUUAUAAGCCGUAAAGACUUCAUAGAUAUGAAGCAGACUCUUGGAGAUAACAUUACUGUGAAAAUGUAUUCUCCAUCAUGGCCUAACUUUGACUAUACUAUGGUGGUUAUUUUUGUAAUUGCUGUGUUCACUGUGGCAUUAGGAGGAUACUGGAGUGGACUAAUUGAAUUGGAGAGCAUGAAGGCAGUGACAAACACUGAAGAUAGAGAAACGAGGAGAAAGAAGGACGAAUAUUUAACUUUUAGUCCUCUAACAGUUGUAAUAUUUGUGGUUGUCUGCUGUGUUAUGAUGGUCUUACUUUAUUUCUUCUACAGAUGGUUGGUUUAUGUUAUGAUAGCAAUUUUCUGCAUAGCAUCAGCAAUGAGUCUGUACAACUGUCUUGCUGCACUAAUUCAUAAGAUACCAUGUGGACAAUGCACGUUUAUGUUUCGUGGAAAAAGCAUUGAAGUGAGACUUAUUUUGCUCUCUGGACUAUGCAUAGCAGUAGCUGUUGUUUGGGCCGUAUUUAGAAAUGAAGAUAGGUGGGCUUGGAUUUUGCAGGAUAUCUUGGGGAUUGCUUUCUGUCUGAAUUUAAUUAAAACACUGAAGUUACCCAACUUCAAGUCAUGUGUGAUACUUCUAGGCCUUCUCCUCCUCUAUGAUGUGUUUUUUGUUUUCAUAACACCAUUCAUCACAAAGAAUGGCGAGAGUAUCAUGGUUGAACUUGCAGCUGGACCUUUUGGAAAUAAUGAAAAGUUGCCAGUAGUCAUCAGGGUGCCAAAGCUGGCCUAUUUCUCAGUAAUGAGUGUGUGCCUCAUGCCAGUUUCAAUACUGGGUUUUGGGGAUAUUAUUGUACCAGGUCUGUUGGUUGCAUACUGUAGAAGAUUUGAUGUUCAGACUGGUUCUUCUUCUAUAUACUAUGUUUCCGCCACAAUUGCCUAUGCUGUUGGCAUGAUACUUACAUUUGUUGUUCUGGUGCUGAUGAAAAAGGGGCAGCCUGCUCUCCUCUAUUUAGUUCCUUGCACACUUGUUACUGCCUCAAUUGUUGCUUGGAGACGUAAGGAAAUGAAAAAGUUCUGGAAAGGUAGUGGCUAUCAGGUGAUGGACCAUCUGGACUAUGCAACAAAUGAAGAAAACCCUGUGACUGCUGGUGAACAGAUUGUUCAACAAUAAUAUUAUGUAGACCUGCAAUAAUGUCAGUUGAUUUUCUACAAAUAGAGUUUGACUUUUUAAAUUGACUUUUGAAUUGACAAUCUAAACAAAUCUUCAAUGAUAUGCUUGCAAAUAUAUAUUUUUUAAGGUCUGGUACUGACAAUUACAUCAAAUAAUUGAAACACAUUUGCUUUUAACUAUGUUAAAGUUGUGCCUUCACGUUAAAUAAAAGCAUAUAGUCUGUGUAA